UCCACUGAAGUUAAUUACAUACGAUAGUUUUGAUUAUACCAGAUCGUAACAUGCCUAGGUUGGUGAGGACAGAUCGUUGAUGUUCAACCCAUUGUAACCAGCAGAAUGUAAAUGGUUGAUUAAUGUCUGUUGAAGACUACUGCCUGUUAAUUACCCAUCAUGCAAUCGGAGAUUAUUUUAUGCGACUGGUUGUAUCUUUCAUUGGGCGUAUUUCAUACAACUAUCAAAAGAACAAGUCAGAGGAAAAGUGACACCCCCUUGCAGAAUCGGGACCUUUGUUUAGGGAAUGGCGCGUGCUUCCACUGAUGCACACCAAUUAAAGGUGGCAUCUGAAAAGAAAGGGCGUUCAAAAGUAAAGAUAUGUCUGCUGGGACCAAGUGAGAGUGGGAAAUCAGAACUUGUGAAAUACCUGAUCAAAGGCAACUCUUACAUGCAUCUUGGUGUCCGUGGUGCCUGCUUUGUUUAUGGCCUGCGUCUGGGGUAUAAUCCCCCUGUGAUGCUUGAUGUCACAGAGUGCAGAGGAACCAAAACAUCACAACUCCAGCAGGCAACUGAACACAAGCCUGACGUCUACUUUCUGUUGUAUGACGUGAAUUCUAACACAAGCCUGGAAAAAAUGGAAUACUUGUGGAUAAACGAUCUAUACUACAAGAACAUUGUUACUAUUAUCAUCGGCAACAAGUCCGACCUGCCUUCAGAUACUCAGGAUGCGAAGUUCCUGGGGGUAUCGGACAAAGCUUGGUUGUCAGGACAUAUGGAGAUUUCAUCGAUAACUGGUCAAAACAUUGACCGCUUGAUACAAAGAAUGGUAGAAAUAUUUACAGGUUUUGAUAUUCAAGACCAAAUAGAAACAGUAGCUCGUCCUAUGACUGCAUGGUCGCUGUCUACUCAAUCGUCUACAAUUCCCAAUAAUGUGUACAAGAUGGACGCCAUUCCCAAAGGUGUAUGUCUCAUCAUCAGUAUGAGAUCAUUUCAAGAUGGAAGCGACUACAGAUAUGGCACUGAAAAAGAUGAAGUCGGUUUGGAAGAAGUGUUUAAGCAGUUUGGUUUCAAAGUAGCGGUUAGAAAAGAUUUGGAGGGUUCUAUUCUUCUAAAUACAUUGAAAACAAUGGCUUCACAGGAUCACUCACGCUAUAGCUGUUUUGUCUGCGUUGUGAUGUCUCACGGGUCGUCAAAAAGCAUCAAAGCAUCAGAUGGUUUAGAUGUAAACGUUGACCAGAUUACCAAACAGUUCACAGCUGAGAAUUGUCCUUCACUUCGGGGCAAGCCCAAGGUGUUUCUGUUCCAGGCCUGUCGGGGUAAGCAUGGACAAGCAUCUCUUCCUCACGAGACUGACUCGUGUUGUGGCGACAUGGAGGACGAUGCCACGGCCUUUGUUCCAAACGAGGCUGAUUUCCUGAUCGCCCGGUCAACCGUUGACGGCUACGUGUCAUAUCGUGACAGUUACAGGGGAUCUUUCUAUAUUUCCAAUCUCGUGGAGAUACCGAGAGCCAACCCUGAACUCAGUCUUGUGACGUGUCUCACCUUGCUGAAUGCACGCGUUGCUGACCUCAAUCUUUCGGGGGGAAGAUCUCAGAUGCCAUGUUUUCACACCACGCUCAGGAAGGAUCUCGUUCUUGGACUUUGAAUAUAAAAAAACCGAAAGAAAGAAACAAGAAUUGGUGUAUGUCCAUGGUUUGAUUUGGCUCUUGCAAUGAUUACAUGUCUCAAAUAGGACAAGGUACUGAUCAUGGUGAACCCUUCAAACAUCGGCGUCGGCGUCUGUAACAUCUUCUUUGUUACUAUUAGACCAAGGUAGUGGACACUUGGCAUAAUGGUUCCUGCCAAUGAUGAAAGUUCAAUUUGUUCAAGUGGUUCCAAUCUGAUUUUCAAAAUGGCGGCUACGGCAGAAACAUUUUGUAUAAAUCAUAAUUGCUAUAGUGAGUGAGUAUUGUUUCAUUCCGCUUUUAGGAAUAUUCCAGAAAUAUCACGGCGGGGGACAGCAGAAAUGGGCUUCACACAUUGUCCCCAUGUAGGGAUCGAACCGGGUCUUAGGCGUGACGAGCGAACACUUUAACCACUCGACCACCCCUACGCCCCCGUAAUGGCUAUAACAGAUUCAAAUUUCUUCACGGCACAAUGAUCGGCAUUUGGCUUUGGAGGUUCUAGACAAUGCAAAUAUAUAUAUAUUUCUUAUUUUUCCUCAGAAUAUGUUGUAUUAAAUAUGCUAUAACUUGGA
This is a messenger RNA of Haliotis rufescens (red abalone), 2218 nucleotides long. Its product is annotated as caspase-3-like. Gene Ontology annotation, biological process: proteolysis. The transcript is spliced from 2 exons. The coding region runs from base 287 to 1627 and encodes 446 amino acids. The record is from RefSeq and is a predicted model, not a curated record. NCBI's taxonomy places the organism in Eukaryota, Metazoa, Mollusca, Gastropoda, Lepetellida, Haliotidae. Gene Ontology annotation, molecular function: cysteine-type endopeptidase activity; GTPase activity; GTP binding.